CGAAAGUUUGUUGAACUCGAGGACGGAGGAGGAAAAGUGAAGCGAAUUGUGUGUGUGUAUGCGCGUGCGGCGUCGCCCAGUCGGUUAUUCGGUUCAGCCUGCUAGCUUUUAAUCGGUGUCACUUUGUAGCGUUAUUUUUGGCGUCGAAUCGGUUGUUUUUGUUUGUGUUGACUCCUAAACAACACCGGCUUCCAUUCCAGAGCAAACUCAGGGGUCGCGAGGAUGUCGGACGAGGAUUCGCGUGCCGGCUCUAGUUCUUCCUCCUCUUCUUCGUCGUCGUCUUCGUCGUCGUCGUCCUCUGUCCGUCAGCAGUCGGAGAAAGACACACCUAGCAAGAAACGAGAGAGCAAAGUCAGCGUGAACAAAAACUCCAAACUCCUGUCAACCAGCGCCAAAAGGAUUCAGAAAGAGCUAGCUGAUAUCAUGUUGGAUCCACCACCAAACUGCAGCGCCGGCCCGAAAGGAGACAACAUCUACGAGUGGAGGUCCACCAUCCUGGGUCCUCCAGGCUCCGUGUACGAGGGAGGAGUCUUCUUCCUCGACAUCGCCUUCACGCCAGACUACCCCUUCAAGCCGCCCAAGGUGACGUUUCGUACCAGAAUCUACCACUGCAACAUUAACAGUCAGGGAGUGAUCUGCCUGGACAUUCUGAAGGACAACUGGAGCCCAGCGCUUACCAUCUCCAAGGUGCUGCUGUCCAUCUGCUCUCUCCUCACAGACUGCAACCCUGCCGACCCUCUGGUGGGAAGCAUCGCCACUCAGUACACAAACAACAGACCGGAGCACGACAGGAUAGCCAAACAGUGGACCAAGCGCUACGCCACAUAAUCACACGCCGCGAGGGAAGAGUGCUACUGAUGGAGAGGGGGAGAAGGAUGUAUAAUGGAGAGGGGAGGGUAAGCAGGUGGUUUAGGGUGGGGGGAGGGAUGGGUUCAGCUGUAGGAUAGUGUACAAGGAGUGUUUUAUGGUGGAAUUAAAGUCUUAUUUCCUGAUAUUGUCAUUUAAUGUGACCCCCCCCCCCCCCCCCAUGUAGAAUCCUUCUUUGGCAAUAAUAGAUCUUAACGUGUCUUCCUUUUGUUUUUGUUUCAUUUCUGCUCUUGUAAAUUGAUUUUAUUUAGGGCUUCAAAAGGGCCAUCAUUAGCAAUUCUGACUGUUUAAAAAAAAAAAAAAAAAUCAAAUAAAAAAUCAAAUAAAUUUGUCCUCUGGUACAAGGUCUGACUGUACAAUGUAUUUUCUCACUCUGUUUAUUAAAGUUCCAUUCGAUGUU
Molecule: messenger RNA, 1267 nt
Organism: Ictalurus punctatus (channel catfish)
Lineage: Eukaryota; Metazoa; Chordata; Actinopteri; Siluriformes; Ictaluridae
Gene: ube2e1
Product: ubiquitin-conjugating enzyme E2E 1
Exons: 6
Coding region: 223-828 (201 amino acids)
Biological process (GO): protein polyubiquitination
Cellular component (GO): nucleus
Molecular function (GO): ubiquitin conjugating enzyme activity
Source: RefSeq, a predicted model, not a curated record